AUGUUUCCUCUGCAGCUGCUCGCUCUGCUCUUCAUCGCCACGCCGACCCCCGACCCCGGAGAAGAGGAGGAAGAGGAGGAAGAGGAGGGACAGCGGAGGACAAACAGGAAGUGUCUCCGUCGGGGAGAUCUGCUGGAGGUUCCCAGGACGCUGUUCACACACUUUGGGAUUUACCUCGGAGGAGGCCGAGUAGCUCACUUCAUCCCAGACAUCCUGCCGGCUGUCUGCAGAGAUCAGACCAGAAUCAGACGGAUGGUGACCAACAGCCGGCUCAUACUGGGCGUCCUGGCCAAGCGUGGCAGUGUGCGGGUGGACUCAGUGGAGGACUUCGCCUACGGAUCGGAGAUCCUCAUCAAUACAAUGGACAAGGUGUGCAGCCGACCGGCGCUAGCGGCGGACGGGGUGGCCCAGCGGGCGGAGCGGCUGCAGGGCAACAUGUCCUACAGCCUGCUGUGGUACAACUGUGAACACUACGUCAUGUACUGCCGCUACGGCACGGUCGCCAGCUUCCAGACCUUCCAGUUCUGUAAGACAGCGAGGAAGCUGUUGCUGAGUCGGCGUGUUGCCAAGGCGACAGCGGCGCUAGGCGCAUGCCUUCUCCUGCUCCUCGAUGCCGUGACCGUGUGCACCGCCACGAUCGCUGUUCUGCUGCCUUUUCUCAUCUGGAUGGCCGCAUAAAAACCA
Perca flavescens (yellow perch) is the source of this 684-nucleotide messenger RNA. It is a transcript of the gene lratb.2, whose product is annotated as lecithin retinol acyltransferase b, tandem duplicate 2. Gene Ontology annotation, cellular component: rough endoplasmic reticulum. The transcript has 5 exons. The record is from RefSeq and is a predicted model, not a curated record. Gene Ontology annotation, molecular function: phosphatidylcholine-retinol O-acyltransferase activity. Gene Ontology annotation, biological process: retinol metabolic process; vitamin A metabolic process. Lineage: Eukaryota; Metazoa; Chordata; Actinopteri; Perciformes; Percidae. Bases 1 to 678 code for a protein of 225 amino acids.